Molecule: messenger RNA, 2343 nt
Organism: Chanos chanos (milkfish)
Lineage: Eukaryota; Metazoa; Chordata; Actinopteri; Gonorynchiformes; Chanidae
Product: KIAA1191 ortholog
Exons: 9
Coding region: 369-1316 (315 amino acids)
Cellular component (GO): cytoplasm
Source: RefSeq, a predicted model, not a curated record
ACUAAAGGGAAGUUAUGGCAGAAACAAAAGGUCACUGCAAUCAAACAUCUGUAAUGAACAAUUUAACGGCCAGAUUGGGACUGUCUUUUUCACACCUGAUGGAUUGUUAGCUGUCGCAGUCGUACAGGAGCUCUGCGACAGCUAUCUCUCCUCUCUCUUUCUGUCUCUGUCCCCUUCCUCUCGUGAUGUCCCACAAUGCUCAUUGAACAGCUGUCACUUUGUGUGAUUCAGCAAGACAACCCUGGACCAUAGGGGCAGAACAGCAGGCCUAGGUGCUCUAAACGGUCUGAUACAGUCUCUCAUUUACUCGGGUUAUAUCUGCAGUCCCUUCAAAUUUUCACCUUACCUCACUACUGUCAGCCAGAAUCAUGGUAUCCAGACCUGGUGAGAUACCUGCCCUAGAAUCAGGAACGCCAGAUGGCCUUCUGGGAGGCAUGUCUAUCCCCAUUGGGAUGGCUCGUCGUGCCCUCAGCUACGAUGAAAACCUGGAGGCCCCCAUGUCACCUCCGUCUGACAUCAACAUAACUAACCUAUGGAAAAGGCCUGUCAUCCCCGAGAGGAAAUUCUCACGGCUGGCAGAGGAAGACGAAUCAGAUGGUAGUGUGGCCCCCCCUCCUGCAGCUAACCCCCCUAAAUCACCAAUCCCAGUGGUGAAGGCCAAAGCUUCAUCUGUCAUCAUGAAUUCUCUCAUCAUCAAGCAAACCCAGGAGAGCAUGCAGAAGUUUGAGAAGCAGGCGGGACUGACAGACGCCGGUUACACCCCACAUAAAGGCCUGGCUGCAGAGGAGACACGGUACCACAGAAUGGCUGAGUCAAUGCAUAAACUCCAAAUGCAAGGAACAGACGUCAAAGAUGACAAGCAGCCUUCAUCUGCUCAGUCAACUCCGUCUAGCACACCUCAGUCCUCACCUAAACAGAAACGCAGGGGCUGGUUCAGUCAGGGCUCGGCAGCGUCCCUCACUGGUUCUGAGUUGAGCACCAGUACCAGCUCCAGCUCUGUGGAUUUGGGUCUGGGUGAGGGAGCAGUGGAGCGCUGGAGUGUUUUUGGACCAAGGCCCGGCGGCCACAUGUCCGUCGCUGACCCGGGCUCAGAUACCACCCAAGCAGGGGGUUUUGCUCUGCAGCCCUAUAAGGGUGCACAGAAGCCCAGCCCCAUGGAGGUGAUGAAGGCUCAGGCCACGCGUAUGGCUGAAGAUCCUGCCAACCUGAAAGCCCCUAAGAUGGAGAUUCCCACUCUGGAGGGCAAGAGACAGAUGACCAAACCCCACAAACUCAAACACCGUGACAUGAACAUACUGACACCCUCAGGCUUCUGAGUUCUUCCUUACAACCCCAUGCAAACCUGAAUUCGUAGCUGGCCUACCCUCACAUGUGUCAAGUUAAACCAAGACCCGGUUCAAAACCGCCUCCCUGCCUCUCCCUCUCAGACCUGCUCAUAUAGAUCUGAGAACACUUGCUGGGUUUAUGAAGUUUGGUUCUGCUGGUUAAGUGACUUUUUUUUUUUUUUGUCAUACAAGCUCUGCCCAUCUAGACAUUUCACUUCUAUGGAAAAGAUCUAGUUGAAGAGGCAAGGAAACUGUUUUGAUCGAGUUUGCGUGUCUCCUUAUUUAGAAGAUUCCAUUCCCACCUAUUCUAGCUCACAUUUCUCUCUGCCAGUGUUUAGUAAAAUUUCACCUUGUUCAAGUGACGUUAAAUGUGUGUUUGGAGCUCCUAUGGUGGUGCCAUAUAUAUUUUCCUUUGCGUGUGUAUGUGUAUGUGUGUGUCUCUGCCUUUGUUUCAAAUGUGUGUUUGUGUGAGUGUAUGUGACUCUUCGUAGUAACCUGUUUUCUGGAACUAUCUCGUCACAUGGUUUGUGAUAUUUCACUAUAAGGGUGAAACUCAUUAGAAGCAAAUGGCGGUAUGAUUUUUUGAAGGUUUUAUUUUCAAUAUUUUUUCUGCCAGUGCUUCGGUGCACAGCUACUAAAAUAAUUUGCUCACUGCUGUCUAACCGCUAACAACCAAUGUCUAAUUAGCUGGUAAUUACUGUAUAAGUAAAGAAAACUGUGUUUUCAAUGUGUCUGAAUUUCUCUUUAAUGAGCUCUUUGCUUUUUUUGUCAGUGUAGUUUGAGAGGAUGCAAAUAUUCCGCAGGAUGAAGGAUUUUGAUAUCGAAUGGGCACAUAAAUUUUAUUUAAUUGAUUGCUAAUUUAAUUAUUUGCAGUUCUGUCCUUCUGUUCUUUUUUUUUUUUUUUUUUGUCAAAGAAUGGUCCAAAUUUUUCAUUUGUAAGUCUCCAGAAGUUGAAUAUAGAGUUUGAUGUUCUUGGUGGACUUAAUUAAAACUGAAAUAAAACUGAAAUCCCACAACA